Molecule: messenger RNA, 2017 nt
Organism: Tupaia belangeri chinensis (Chinese tree shrew)
Lineage: Eukaryota; Metazoa; Chordata; Mammalia; Scandentia; Tupaiidae
Gene: ST6GALNAC1
Product: ST6 N-acetylgalactosaminide alpha-2,6-sialyltransferase 1
Exons: 9
Coding region: 101-1897 (598 amino acids)
Biological process (GO): oligosaccharide biosynthetic process
Molecular function (GO): alpha-N-acetylgalactosaminide alpha-2,6-sialyltransferase activity
Source: RefSeq, a predicted model, not a curated record
AGGGUGUGUGCGCCCCGGCGGGGCGACUGAGCAGCAAGGCUGUCUGCUGCCGUGAGCCCCGGGAUAGGCAGAACAUCCCCUUGGAGGCUGAGCCGCCACAAUGAGGUCCUGCCUGAGAAGGUCCAGCCGCCUGGGCCGAGGGGCCCAGUGGGCCUUGCUCUUGGCUGUGCUGGUCUUCUUUCUCAUCAUCCUGCCUGCCUUCGUGAGGGAGCCCGACAGGAAGCCUUCCAGGUACCGGCACCUCAAGAACAUUCAAGGAAGGUUCACAGAACUGCUACUGAAGGUCAAGUCCCAGGUGCCCACCGUGCAUGGGAGGACAGCCACACACGGCGAGUCAGCGCCAGAGAACAGCACCCGUAACACGCGACCCACAGCCCACAGGGCAGGCCACAGCAGGCCGGAGAGCAAUGAGGCCCAGCCCAAGGAGCCCAGCCGAGUGCCCAGCACUGCACACGCGGCCCCGCCUAACAGUCAGGAGACAGAGAAAACCACAGUGCACCUGCCGCCACCAACAGGGCGGGACACAGCCAUGGCCCCUCACAGGACAGAAGUGACACCACGGGACACGAAGACAACCAAAGGGAGGGAGGGUCAGGACGGGAAGCCGAUGGCUACGAGGCCGGGGCCAGGGCCGCGUCAGGACAAAGCGGCCACGUCGGCCAAGACACUCAUUCCAGAAGGUCAGGACAGAACACUGACCACCCCAGGAGCAGUGCCAACAAGGGAGAAAAAGAGAGGACCGGCCAGGGCAGUCGUCCCACCCAAGGAGAAGGCCCAGACCACACCGCCCCCGGCUCCUUUCCAAAACCCCACCACCCAAAGGGGCCCAUCACUGAAGGCUGCCAACUUCAAGUCCGAGCCCCACUGGGAUUUUGAGGAAAAAUACAGCUUGGACGUGGGGGGCCAGCAGACGACCUGCCCUGACUCCGUGAAGGUCAAAGCCUCUAAGUCGCCUUGGCUCCAGAAUCUCUUUCUGCCCAACCUCACCCUCUUCCUGGACGCCCAACGCUUCAACCAGAGUGAGUGGGGCCGCCUGGAACACUUCCCGCCGCCCUUCGGCUUCAUGGAGCUCAACUUCUCCCUGGUGCAGAAGGUCGUGACCCGCUUCCCACCCGUGCCGCAGCAGCAGCUCCUCUUGGCCAGCCGCCCUCCCGGGAGCGCCCCGUGCAUCACCUGUGCCGUGGUGGGCAACGGGGGCAUCCUGAACAACUCCCGGGUGGGCUCGGAGAUAGACAGCCAUGACCACGUGUUCCGACUGAGCGGCGCCGUCCUCAAAGGCUACGAGGAGGACGUGGGCACUCGGACGACCUUCUACGGCUUCACCGCCUUCUCCCUGACCCAGUCGCUUCUCAUCCUGGGCAACCGGGGUUUCCAGAAUGUGCCUCUGGGGAAGGACAUCCGCUACCUGCACUUCCUGGAAGGCACCCGGGACUACGAGUGGCUGGAAGCGCUGCUUCUCAACCAGACUCUGAAGAGAAACAGCCUUUUCUGGUUCAGGCGCAGGCCCCAGGAAGCUUUCCGGGAAGCCUUGCAGCUGGACAGGUACCUGUUGCUGCACCCCGACUUUCUCCGCUACAUGAAGAACAGGUUUCUGAGGUCGAAGACCCUGGACACGGCUCACUGGAGGAUAUACCGCCCCACCACUGGGGCCCUCCUUCUGCUCACCGCCCUUCACCUCUGCGACCAGGUGAGCGCCUACGGCUUCAUCACCGAGGGCCACGAGCGCUUCUCGGACCACUACUACGACAAGUCGUGGAAGCGGCUGAUCUUCUACAUCAACCACGACUUCAAGCUAGAGAAGGCGGUCUGGAAGCGGCUGCACGACGAGGGCAUCAUCCGGCUGUACCAGGGUUCCCAAACGGCCAGAACCGAGCGCCCCCUACAGCCUGGGCUGUAGCAGUGUCCUCACCCGCCCGGAGGCACCGGCGCGGCAGAAUCCUGAGACGCAUCUGCAUCUGCGCAUGUUCCCGGGACCCAGGCCAGGUUCCAAGCCCUUCCAGUACUUCCGAGGUAGCAC